AUGAUGUCACUGCAAGCUAUUAUAAGGGCCCUGUCAAAGAGCAAGCCACUUCCUAAAUGAAGGCAGGGCUACAUGUGUGCUGAAGUGAAGCAGAGUCAGAAAGAGAGAGAGAGACUCGCAGGAUGAUACAGUGCUGGAUGCUGUGGAAACUGUUUCAAAAUAUUCAUGUAUUAAAGGACCAAAGGAAUAAUACACACAUUUAAAGACAAGAAAAACAGAUCUCCUUGGGAAAGGAGGUCUGUAUACUUUUGCAAAGGUUCCUUGUUAUUAUUUUCCUAGGAUCAUGGGAAGUACCUUUACACCUGUGCCAUCAAACUAUUCAAAUGGGUCUCAUUAUGAAUACACUGAACCACAGACGGUCAUACUGGGCAUCAUUAUGUCAGUUUUAGUGCUUGCUAUAGUGUUUGGUAACUUGCUUGUGAUCAGUGCAAUUGUAAAGUUCCAGAGACUUCAGACUGUUACAAACUGCUUCAUAACUUCUUUGGCUUGUGCGGACCUGGUGAUGGGACUCAUAGUGGUUCCGUUUGGGGCUUGCUCUGUCUUGCUGAAAGACUGGAAAUUUGGCAAAUUCUGGUGCAGGUUCUGGACUGCUACGGAUGUCCUCUGUGUGACUGCCAGCAUAGAGACUCUAUGUGUGAUUGCCCUGGAUCGAUAUUUAGCUAUCACAUCACCAUUCAGGUACCAGUCCCUAUUAACUAAAUGCAAAGCCGGGAUUGUGGUUCUUGUUGUUUGGGUGGUGGCAAGUUUAAUUUCCUUUUUGCCGAUCCACAUGGAUUGGUGGAAAUCUAAGGAUCAGGUGGCAGAAGAUUGUCUGAAGAAAGAAGACUGCUGUGAGUUUUUCACAAACACUGCCUAUGCCAUCACCUCCUCCAUCAUCUCCUUCUACAUACCUCUGGUGAUCAUGGUCUUCGUCUACUGCAGAGUGUUCCAAGUAGCCAAGAAGCAGCUGAAGAAAAUCGACAAGUGCGAGGGGAGGUUUCUCGGCAAGAUCAACAACGAAGAUGGCAAGAACAGCAAACCGGGUCACAGGAGGAUGUCCAAAUUUUGCCUAAAAGACCACAAAGCAUUAAAAACGUUGGGAAUAAUCAUGGGGACAUUUACAUUGUGCUGGCUGCCCUACUUUGUACUCAAUGUAGUUAAUGCCAGUGUAAAAUUGGACAAUAUUGAACUCGUGUUUAGGAUCCUAAACUGGAUAGGAUAUGCCAACUCUGCGUUCAACCCUUUUAUUUACUGUAGGAGUCCAGAAUUUAGGCACGCUUUCCAAGAGAUCCUGUGUUUGAGAAGAUCACCUUUAAAAAAGAUGGGACAAAUCAAUGGAAAUGUUUACAGUGAACACAGCUGGCAAAAUGACCAGCAAGCAAAAGUUAGUAAAUUUCAUUCUGAGGACUUGAUUACUAAAGAUUGAACAUUGAACUGUAAAGGUACCAAUUUAAACAGCAGCAUUGACACAAAUGGGAAUUGCAACAGUGCUCUUACAACAGCCAUAUAGUGUGUUAACAAUUCAUAACAUGUAGGUGACUUUAAAUGACCGAGCUCAUAAAACCUAAAUGAUCUGGUAAGCAUUGUUUUUUUUAUUAUUUUGCAUAAAUGCAGUGCUUCAUUUUUUUGUUUGUUUUUGUUUUUAGAUUUUUUUUCACAGUGCCAUCUUUAAAAGUCAGCAGUUUAGUGUGUGUUAUGUGUUGUGUGUUCCAUUUUAGGGUCCACUCAAAAAUGCAUGUUCAUUCUGCAAGGUAGGUACUGCAAAUUUGCAUUUCAUCUACCUCAUAGUUAGACUAAACCAGUGGAAUAACUUUAUCAUUUAAGCAUGAUACAUGUCUUGAAAAUUGAUUGAUUACAGACCAUUUUUUUCCCCCUCAGCAUUGAAUAAUAAUGCAGACCUAGGUUUCAGUACCAGUAGCAGACUGCCUUAAAUAGGUAAUCAGCAUUUCUGAUUGCUUCUUGGGAAACUGAAAAGUACACUGUAUAUACUUAUAUAAACAAAUAUAUUUAUAAAAAUGCUUUCAAAAUAUAAAUAUAAUUUGGUCUUUAAAUCAAGAGUUUUGUCAGCAUUUUGUACGGCAUUAGUCACUUCCAUAUUUUUAUAUCUUUAGAAAAAACUGUUUAUUACAUUCCAGUUAUUCUUUAUGAAAAUCUUAAGCAAGAAAGGGACUUUCGGUGAACUACACUGCUGCUGCCAAAGGGUAACCUUAAGCGGAGAUUUAAAAUAACAGGUGCAGAUUGUAACUCUCCCUGGGGCGAAGUUGCAUUUCAGAACACUUGUGAUUUACAUUGCCUUUUGAUUUGCUAAUAAACUUUUAAGGUUAAGGUUAUUUUUUUGGACUGUAUGAUGUUAAUUAUGAUGCUAACUGCAAACAAAAAAAGAUGGUUUGCAGAUAGACUGCCCUUAAAUACACAAGCAGUCCCAAAUGCAACAUGCAUAUUUAUCCCAACUGACUUAAGGUCUCUUGGAAAUAGGCUGUACAGCGUUUGUUGUAGGUUUAGUUUAUUAUUCUCAAGAUCUCAGAGUUGAAAGUGUUGAAUCUUAGAAAGAACAAAUGCACAUUGCACACCCUUGGGGACAUAGAUGUCUGUCUUAUUUUUGCAUUUAAAUAUAUUGGCAUGUUAAAUGUUAAAACUUUGACUGGGAUUUUUUACCUUAAAACUUAUUUGUCUAUAAGUGAGCCCUCUGCCAAAAUAUAUGCUUCUGUUUUAGUCAAAUAUUAGAUACCAUCUUCCAGAAAAAAAAAGAUUCUCUUUAAAAGAAUGUAGAAGGGUUUUUGCCAACUUUUAGGCAUUAAAAGGGAUGUAAAAUUGCAAAACAGGUUGUUAGCCAAUUGUACCUAUGAAAAGUUUAUUUUAAAAGAAAAACACAGCAGCAUGCAGUGUAAAGUAAAUCGCUUCUGCUUUCACAGAAGCAGACUCCAUUAGUAGUCUUGUGUUUGGUACACAUUGGUGAUUAAUGUUAGUCGAAACCAAACUAGUGUUUGUGCCCCCUUGUGCAUAUUAACAAUGAUCAGCGACUUGUGGAUGUGACUUUCCUUUCAAGCAUAACCAGGGAUCAGUGCCAAAAAUGUGAACUUGUAAAUAAACCACACUUGUUUUUGUGUUCUUUAUUUGAAGAAUUGGCUCAGUUAAUCUGUGCUGCUUGAUCUUUUCACUCUAAAACUCCCCCCCUUUGAAAUAAGUCAGAGGAAGUUCAUAUCACAUUGACUGAAUUCCUAACCAUAGUAGUAAAAGAAAGUGAAACAUCUCUAAUAUUUAUCGUCUCUAAAAUAUGUAAGUGUAUUGCAUUUCCUCUAAGUCUAUCACACUGAAGAUAAAGGAAAACUCACAAAAAUGCAUUAACCAGAAAACCAUUAGCUACAUAUGUUACAAUACUGCUAAGAAAAUAAAUAGCUGUUAUGACUACAGUGGAAUAAAAAUACCUAACUGAAACACUGGCUUUAAUCUUUAAUUAAACAAAUGAACAAUUAUGUUGAAAAUUUCAACAAAUGUAAUAACCUAAUUGAAUCCUUACUCUACAGAUUUUUUUUUUUUUUUUGACUAUCAGUAAAGUUAUGUGUUUUUAAAAUCUCAGUAUUGUAUCAAUCAAUUAAUGGUUUACAUGUUUGGUGCAUUAAUGUAGGAAACUAAAUAUUGCUCUUUACAUUGCAAUGCACGUUUGCUUGAAAUGCUGUGUAGCAUUUGCACAUGGAGGCCUCUACUGGCAGUUUUCAUACACACACAAAAUCUUAGUGUUGUGGUUUGUAGCACUGUAGCAGAAAUUAUUAAUGUGUAAUAAAAUUGAGGUGAGUAAUCUGAUUUAAGUCCUAAAACACAAUACAAUCCCCCAACACCCACCAUUAAAGAGCACAGUUUUUUUUGUUUUAAAUUAUUAUUAUUUAUUGAACUAGACUACAGUACUGUAUGUUUCAACUCAAAAUGCAAUCUUUAAAUUCUAGAAAUACAUGGAGUACUUCAAGUCAGACAUCAUAGGCAAUAUCAUAUAUUAUUUUCUCUGGUAAUAAUGACCACCACCCUGCUGUUUCUCUUUGCGUAAAGGAAUUUCACAGCAGAAAUAAUAAGACAACCGGUAUUAACAAUAAUACCUCUGUUGCCUGCUGAAUGCAAAAAACAUUUCUGAUUGUGUGCUUAGAUUUGUAGGCUAAUGCAGGGUAUAUUUAGUCUCAAGUGAUUGUGUUAAUCUGUGCGGUGGGGGGUUUAAGACACAUGUAUUUUCUAUACAACAUAUACUAUAUGAGGUGUUGGCAAUGUAAGAUAAAGCUAAGGGUUUUCAAGAUCUGAAGACAAAGAUGAUGACAAGGACUCAGCUUGCUCACCUCAAGCAAGAAUGUUCUCAGCUGCUGCCUUGUUAGUUUAAUUGUAAAAUAUGUUUAUUAUAAUUAUAUGAAGCUCUUUUUGCACAAGGAAG
Messenger RNA from Polyodon spathula (Mississippi paddlefish), 4390 nucleotides. Its product is annotated as beta-2 adrenergic receptor-like. The coding region runs from base 284 to 1405 and encodes 373 amino acids. Gene Ontology annotation, cellular component: membrane. NCBI's taxonomy places the organism in Eukaryota, Metazoa, Chordata, Actinopteri, Acipenseriformes, Polyodontidae. Gene Ontology annotation, biological process: adenylate cyclase-activating adrenergic receptor signaling pathway; negative regulation of smooth muscle contraction; norepinephrine-epinephrine-mediated vasodilation involved in regulation of systemic arterial blood pressure. The transcript has a single exon. Gene Ontology annotation, molecular function: norepinephrine binding; beta2-adrenergic receptor activity. The record is from RefSeq and is a predicted model, not a curated record.